UUCGUCAGCAACGCAGUCCAAGUCAAAGGCCGCCUGGAAACGGUUCGUAAGGAGUGGGACAGAGAGGAUUAAAGUAAAAACUAAACAUUGCAGAAUACUGGUAAAUCAAAACAAGCCUUCAGAAACAGACCUUCAACAAACAAUAAUGCUUGGGAAGACGUGGAUCGCCUAAAACCUUUGGUAAACUUGACUGUUGGAGGAGUCUAAAGAUUUUUGUUUCGAUCUGGGGUACACGGGAAUUUGGAGCAGCCGUUCUUGUGUUUGAGAUGUGUGCCGCUUUCGUCGGAUGUUUCCGAACUGCAGUCUGUUGAGCUGCAAGGCCUCGGAUUGGAGUAUUGACCAUAAAAAAGUGGACGCAAUUCAGAUUUGGCUAAAGGAGUUUUCGGAGUUGGCCGCCGCCCCCUUGUCGGAUUUAAGCCCCGCCUCACCGAAGACAGCCAUGGAAUCGACGGUCGAUGACGACGCGAUGGAAGCGUGAAUGAGGUUUGGCGCGGUGAGAGCUGAACGAUGCCCAAAAGUGGGGGUCCUAAAACGCCCCAGCUGGAGGAUUUCUCACUCAACACCGACAUGGUGGAGAAGCAGGCGGGGAAGAAGGAUAAAGAUAAAAUCUCUUCAAACAAGACUCCCAAACUGGACCGAGGGGAUGGAGGGAAGGAGAUGAAAGAGAAGGCUCCGAAGAGGAAGCUGCCCUUCACAGUCGGAGCCAAUGGAGAGCAGAAAGACUCGGACUCGGAGAAGCAAGGCCCGGAGCGGAAGCGCAUUAAAAAGGAGCCCACCAACACCAGGAAGUCGGGCCAGGCGUUCGGGGUGGGCGUGCCGGGGAUCCGGACCGGGUACCCACUCUCCGAGCGGCAGCAGGUGGCUCUCCUCAUGCAGAUGACGGCUGAGGAGUCGGUUAACAGUCCAGAAACAACGCCAAAGCACCAGUCGAGUCUGGGUCAGAAGGGAACACCAAACUCCGCCUCUAAAACCAAAGACAAGGUGAACAAGCGCAACGAGCGGGGCGAGACGCGGCUGCACCGGGCCGCCAUCCGCGGCGAGGCGCGCCGCGUCAAGGAGCUCAUCAACGAGGGCGCCGACGUGAAUGUCAAAGACUUCGCAGGCUGGACCGCGCUCCACGAGGCCUGUAACCGUGGCUACUACGACGUGGCCAAGCAGCUGCUGGCGGCCGGGGCGGAGGUCAACACCAAGGGCCUGGACGACGACACGCCUCUACACGACGCGUCCAACAACGGCCACUUCAAGGUGGUGAAGUUGCUCUUGCGUUAUGGCGGGGACCCUCGUCAAAGCAACAGAAGAGGAGAAACGCCGCUGAAAGUGGCAAACUCCCCUACCAUGCUGAAUCUCCUACUUGGCAAAGGCACUUAUACGUCCAGUGAGGAGAGUUCUUCAGAGUCAUCAGAGGAAGAGGAUGCGCCUUCAUUUGCUCCAUCCAGCUCUGUUGAUGGCAAUAAUACAGACUCUGAGUUUGAAAAAGGUCUGAAGCUGAAAGGAAAGGGCCUUGAUCCGCCUAAAUCAAUAGCCACACCUAUAAAGGACGAGUAUGAGUUUGACGAGGAUGAUGAGGAGGAGCGCGUGCCUCCCGUUGAUGACAAACACCUGCUCAAGAAAGAAUUUCGCAAGGACUCUGCUACCAAGGCCAACAGCUUAAUUGCCAUCCCCAAAAUGGAGGUCAAAACUUAUUCCAAAACCAACUCGCUGACACCAAAGAAGGCCGCAAGGCGCAUCCUAUCCGACACCAACAGCUCGGACGAAGACGAGCGAACCGUGUGUUUCACCCAGACACCGGUUGCACGGCAACCAGCCCCAGCAGCUAAUUCUAAAAGCCGGGAAUCUGCUGCCAUGACCUCCAAGCAGCAGAAGGAGAAGAGCAAGGUUAAGAAGAAGAGGAAGAAGGAGACGAAAAACAUUGCUGGCAAGGAGGUGCGGUUUGGCAAACUCAAUAACAAGUUCUGCACCUCUGAGUCAGAGAGUGGGGACGUGGAGAGUGAGGAUGACAAGGGCUCUGUGCAGAACUCAAACUGCAUGAAGGACUCCGCUGCCUUGGGCCAGAAACAGUCGUCCAUCUUUGGCUCUCUCUCUGCUUCCUCCUCUUCGUCGCAUGGAAGCUCGGGCUCCCAGAAACUGAUGCAGUCGCUGGCGGAGCAGCACCCGAAGCAGUGGAGGACAGACGGCUGGAAGACCGUGUCCUCCCCGACCUGGUCUGACGUCAGUUCUCUCUCUGACUCGUUCAGGACACGGAUAUCCAGCGAGUCGGACUACUCAUCAGCGGACUCGAGCGUGGAGUCUGUGAAGGAGGUGAAGAAGAAGCCACAGGACAGCAGGAAAAAGAACAAUGCCACGCACAGCAGCAUUUCAGAGAAAAAGAGCUCCUCUGAUUUCUAUAAGGCCUCUAAUGCGGAAGGGGCGGUCUCAAAGACAGACAAAGACGGCAAGGUGUUGAAAAAGCAUAAGGUAAAGCACAAACACAAAAACAAAGAGAAGGAAAAGGCCCCAAGUCUGGUGCUCAACCAGGACAUGAAUGAGAAAUUUGUCAAAAGCUUUUCCUUUGAUUUUGAUGACGCUCAAAAGUCCCUCAUCGUGGACACAGAGUCUGCUGCAGAAAACAAAGUCAAGCUCUCAAAACACGAUAAAGAUCAUUUAAAAAAGGAAGAGCGGAUGUCUAAGGGCAAGGCAGAGGAAAAGGACUGGCCUUGUGGAAAAGACACAGUAAGAACUGCUAAAGAGGAGAAAUCCAAGAAGUCAAAGGAGUCUACCAAGGAAAAGAUGAUCAAGGAGGAGAAGGAAAAAACCUUCAAAGCAGAAAAAGAAAGAAACACAAAGGACAAAGAGAAGCCUAAGGAGGACAAGCAGAAGACCCACAAAGAUGAGAAAAAGAAAAAAUCCAAGGACAAGUCUUCUAAAGUGGACAAAAGCAAUGAAUUAAAAGAGGAUAAACAUCUAAAAUCAGAGAAAGAGAAAAAUGGUAAGGAGGAGAAAGAAAAGUUGAAAAAAGAAAAGGUGCCCAAAGAUGAGCCAGAUUAUGAGGACUAUGAUAUCACGAGUCGUUUUUUAGAUUUGGAUGACAGCAAACUCAGUGCCUCAGAUGACCCCAAUGACCGAUGGGAGUCUGACCUGUCUUCAAGCUCGUCUCUCUAUGGAGAUGACAGCUGGGAUGCUCCUGUAAAGGAAUAUAAAGAAUACAAAGCCAACAAUGCUGUCAAACUGAUUGUUGAGACUAUGAAAGAGGAGAACCGAGAUCGGAGAAAGGACAACAAAGUCAAAGACAGGAAAUUGGAGCACAGUGAAAAAGAGAAGAAAGAGCCUGCCUCCAAAAAGAAAGAAAGGGACUCAUCAGAAAAGGUCGGUGAAAAGAAAAAGGACUCUGAUAAACAGAAGCUAAACUCCACCUACUUACCUGAAAAAGAGAAGAAAAGGAAAGAGUCUGCAGAAAGCAUUAAGGAGAAAAAAGAUAAAGAUUCUAUGGACAGUACCAGGGAAAGGAAAGACACCUACGAGUUCACUAAAGAGAGGAAGGACUCCAAAAUGAAGCAAGAUGAUAUGUCCAGAGAUGAGUAUGGAUGCGAUGCCUUUUUCAAAGACAAAUCUGAGAGUGAGACUGCUGUCAAAUCAUUGGAGCUCAGAGAGAGGAACCACUCUGCGAAGGAGAAGAAAGGAGAAGCUACAGAAAAGGAAAAGAAAGACAAAUCUAAUAAAGGAGACAAACACAAAGAGAAGCCUAAAGAUAGGAAUUUCCUGGAUUCUGAAAAAGAGAAAGCAGAGAAAACCUCCACAGAAAAAGCUCCUAAGGAGAAAGAUGUAGACAGAGGCUCCAAGGACAAAAAGGACGGAACAAAAGACAAGCACAAAGACUCUCACAGUAAAGACAAGGAGAGGAAAAUGUCCUUGGAACAGAGCAAAGACAGGAAGGAGAAGGACAAACACGUGGACAAAGAGAGGGACUUCCUGGAGGCAAAGAGAGAAGAGCGAAAACCUGAAAAGGUGCGAGAAAAGACCUGGUACAAAAUCGCUGACAUCUUCACUGAUGAAAGUGAGGAUGAGGAGGAUGACACGUACAACGGAGGGGUACUUAAGCUCAGUGAUUCCCUUGGCCUUUCAGAUCCCCACCGCAAAGACUCCACACCGGACCCAGAUGAGAUGGAGCUCUUUCACAGUGACAAGCAUAGGAAGUACUCCGCAGACAGCAAGCAGCACUCCAUGGAGAAAAUUAAAGAGAAGGAUUACAAAGACAAGAAGAAAGAAAAAACCUUGUUUGAUGGUGGAAAAGACAGAAAGGGCUCUAUAGAUAAACACAAAGACAAAAAGGAGAAGGAGUCUGUGGAUGGAAAGCAUAAGGAGCGCAAAGACAAGGCGACUGUUGACUCCAACCAGGAGAAGAAAAGUAAGCAGAAGAUGAUGGAGAAGAGACACUCUGGGGAUGAGAAGCAAAAGGGCAAGUAUAAAGACAAGCCUGACAAGGAGUAUCCUAAGGACAGGAAGCCCUCUAAGGGAAAUGGCGAGAAUGAGAAAUCCCUACUGGAGAAGUUGGAGGAAGAGGCCCUGAAUGAUUACAAGGAUGACUUCAAUGACAAGAUCAGUGAGAUCUCCUCAGACAGCUUCACUGACCGAGGCCAUGAUCUCAGCAGUUUGUGUGACUCUUCCAUCAGCCUUCCAGACAUCACGGAAGACAGGAGGGACUCGCUGUCCAUAUCCUACCCCCAGGACAAGUUCAGAGAAAAGGAACGACAUCGGCACUCAUCGUCCUCCUCCUCCAAGAAAAGCCAUGACAAAGAAAAGGACAAAAUCAAAAAGGAGAAGACCUUUGACAAGCGAGAUAAGUCAGAGGAGAUUAAAGAGACAUACGGACGUAGAGAGAGCCUGCCCUUUGAAAAGGAAUCCAUGCCUCUAGAGGCUGACCCCUAUACUUUCCCAUAUGGGACCAAGCCUGAUGGUGAGGAUGAUAUAGACAAGACGCUAGAGUUUGAAAAAGAGAUGUCCAAAAAAGCAGACAAGGAUAAGGCUGGGGGCAUCAUCGCCACUGAGAAGAUCAAAGACAAAAAGAAAAAAGAGAAACACAAGGAUAAAGUUAAAGAGGAUAAACAUAAAUAUACAGACAGCUUUGGUUCAUUUAAACACUCAAAGGAAGAUCAGAAAUCUGGUCUGAAGGAGAGUCCCCAAAUAUCUAAUUUGAAGGAGAAGUCCAAAGAAGACAGCCCCAAGUUUGACAUCCGAAACAAGGACAGAACCAAGGACAUUUUGGACAAGGACAGCAGGAACGAUCACACAAAGUCCAGGUCAAAAGAGGAGAGUGACCGGUUGCCUCAGUCCAGAGAUGCAACACGAAAAGACAACCGUCCCCGGGACAAGCUGCUUGUUGAUGGUGUUCACAGGUUGACAAGCUUUGGGAAAAUGCUCUGCGAGAAGGACCUAGAGAUUGAAGAGCGUCAUAAAAGGCACAAGGAGAGAAUGAAACAGAUAGAGAAGCUGAGGCACAGGUCUGGUGAUCCCAAACUGAAGGAUAAAGCCAAGCCUGGUGAGGACCUGCGUAAGAGUCGCUCUGACCUGGCAUCUAAAAAAUUAAGUUCUUUAGACACCAUGUUAAAGGAGAAGAAGUCCAAAGACCUUGGGGUUCCAACUCAGAUGAUGUCACCUGAGAGAAAAUCUCAGCCUGCUGAUAACCAGAGCUCUAAAGACUGGCUUAUGGGACAUCAAAUAAAGGAGAACCUCCCUGCUUCUCCACGACCAGACCAGAACAGGCCGACUGGUGUGCCCACACCCACAUCUGUAAUCUCUUGUCCUAGUUAUGAAGAGGUCAUGCAGACCCCGCGCACUCCUUCUUGCAGUGCAGAGGACUACCCCGACCUCAUGUUUGAUGGCAUAGACUGCCAGAACUCAUCCGCUAUGAGCAUGUCCAUGAAUGCUUGCUCUCCAUCCUUCUUUGACAGGUAUUCCAACACGCCGCAUGGAUUUCAAGAAAAUGCUUGCCUUACCCCCGCAAAGAACCUCCAGAUGCCCGUCCUAAGUCGCUCGGCCUCAGUUGAUGGCAGAAGGCCUUUCGACGAGGAGUUCAAAGUAGACGCUGACAAAUUCCUUCGACAGCAGAGUGUUCCUGCCACAUCUGAGUUUGAGUCUUCCUCAGUCCUUCAUCCGCUAGAGGAGAAGUUAGUCCCGGUGGACAGGCUCGACUGCUCACCUCCCAGCUUUUCACCCCACAUUGGGAGGCCCUCACCUAAGCUGGAGCCAGCUGAGACUGCACUGGAUGGGGUGUCCUCAGCUAUCACUGCUACAGACAGCAGUGAGCACCUUUCUGAUUGUGUCUACAGCAACUUCCUGUCCAAGCCCUCGCCUCCCGUGCACAGACUCGACCCCCAGGAGCCUUGUUUGGACAUCGCUGCCCCGCCCACCCCUGCCCCUGCCGCUCUGCCCCCUUUGGAUAUCGACGAGCUUUCAGAACCUCACCAUCCUCUCCACUUGUCGCCCCACAGUGAGCCCAGCUUUAUCCCCACUGACCCCAUGAGUGGCACAAGCUUCCUGCCCCCAGUUGAGGAGGAAAAAGAUGGGGAGAAUGAGGAAGUGGAUGAAGAAGAAGGGGAUGAGGAUGAGGAUGAAGAAGAACAGGAGGAGGAAGAAGAGGAUGAUGACCCAGAGGAGGUAGCAGAAAGUGAAGGUCACUUAGCUGAGGGGACAGACCCCUUCAGGGAUAACAGCCCCUGCAGUCCACACCUCCUGGAGCCUGAGAAGAAGGAGUGGCUAGAAUCUCCAGGCAGAAGGGAUUUGCCAGACACUCUCCCACUGACACCCACCCAUCCCCCGGUGAGCCUAAUGGAGAACUCCCAUGAUCACUCAGUCAGCUGGACUGUCAACUCUGACAUGCUCCUAAAAUCUCCCCAAAGAAUUGUGGAGAGGCCAAUUGUGGAAUUUCCACCAACCUCAAAGGUCUUCCCCUUACCACACCCAGAAGACAGCCUGCAGCAGCACCUUUCUACAGCAUUAGCCUGUCCCCCAACAGAAACUUCACCCUACUCUGCCUUCCCCAGGGCUUAUUGCCCCCCGCACAUCCCUGAGUCAGACUAUGAAGGGCAGAAAGACCAUGUGGAUGACAUUCCCACCCCAGCAAAACCUGUUACAGCAUCUGUGGAGUCAGAGCCCAUCUUCAUGUCCUCUUCAUCUACCCGGCUGGAGUCUUUCUUCACUGAAUGCAAGCCCAUGCCUGAGCCUCCAUGUUUGACAACAGACAGCAGGCAGGACUCCCUCAGCUAUAUUCCCGAAAGCAGCAUCCCCCCACCUGUGAGCCUUGAGCCGGCGGUGUCCUGGGUGGAUCCUUUUGUUCCUCCAGUGGAUGACUUGGAAGACUUGGGCGCCUUCUCUCUGCCCGACUUGCCCUUACAGGAAAAGGAAAUGCAGGAGCCCGAAGUCACGAACUCAGAACCCCCAGAGAACAAAUGUCCUCCGGCUGAAGUCACAUCUCCAAUCGAGGAGACGAGAGAGGACCCAGACCUAAUGGAGCUGGAGAUGCCUUGCUUAGCCCAGGCCCCCACCUCGCCGGCUGUGGUGCCGUUGAGCGAGCCCACGCGGGAACCCGACUUACCUUUGGAGGACAGCUGCAGAUCUCCGCAGGAUCUGGAGCCAGAACCUCAAAAGGUACCAGAAAAUGACUCCAUUGACAUGGGAGCUCCAGAGGAAAAGGCGCUAUUUGAGGAAAGUGACAGGCACCCACUGCCAUCUGCAGUCGAUGACAGCAGUGACCAGGAGCACUUGGUGAUGGAUCUUGCAGUAAAGGAGCCCACUGCAAUCACUGCUGCACCAUGCCCAGACCUGGUGACGCCUGUGGAAUUGGACGCCAGUCAACAAGCUCCCACCACCACCACAACGCCAGUUCAGUGUAGCCCUGUCCACUCUACAACGGUGACCUCAGUGGACACGCAGUCCAAUGCAGACCAGACAUCCUGUAACUCUAUGGCACCUAAGGCAACAACUGCAUUGCCCAUCAUUGAGGUUCCCAAAAAAGUGGAGGAGAUCCCUCAAAGAAUGACCAGGAACCGGGCCCAGAUGCUAGCUAAUCAGAGUAAGCAGAACUCCGCUGUUCACGCCAGCGUCACAUCGUGUGGCCCAGCUCACAGCACCACUAGCACCACCUCUGUGGUUACCACUUCCUCCAGUCCCACAGAGAAAGAGGAAGCCUCCAUUACCACUACCAUCACCUCCAGCUCAACCGUUGCAGCUCCAGCUGUGGUCAGCAAGAACAAAAGCCGGGCUGCUGAGGAGGAGGACUCCCAGGCUCAGCACCCGCGCAAGAGGAAGUUCCCUCGAUCUGGCCCACAGCAGGUGCAGGUCCAGCUAGUCAACACGGCCAUGCAGCAGACUCGGGAGAUGAUCCAGCAGACCCUGGCCGUCAUCGUCAACGCCAUCAAGCUCGAUGAUAUUGAACCUUACCACAGUGACCGCUCAAACCCCUACUUCGAGUACCUGCAGAUCCGAAAGAAGAUUGAGGAGAAACGCAAGAUCCUGUGCUACAUCACACCGCAGGCCCCACAGUGCUAUGCUGAGUAUGUGACCUACACCGGCUCCUACCUGCUGGACGGCAAGCCCCUCAGCAAACUGCACAUCCCCGUGAUCGCCGCGCCUCCGUCCCUGACGGAGCCCCUGAAGGAGCUCUUCAGGCAGCAGGAGGCGGUGAGAGGGAAGCUGAGACUGCAGCACAGCAUCGAGAGGGAGAAGCUGAUCGUGUCCUGUGAACAGGAAGUCCUGCGGGUGCACUGUCGUGCAGCGAGAACGAUAGCCAAUCAGGCUGUCCCCUUCAGCGCCUGCACCAUGCUGCUGGACUCUGAGGUGUACAACAUGCCCUCUGAGAAUCAGGGCGACGAGAACAAAUCGGUGAGGGAUCGCUUCAACGCCCGGCAGUUCAUUUCCUGGAUUCAGGACGUCGACGACAAAUACGACCGCAUGAAGACUUGCCUGCUGAUGCGGCAGCAGCACGAGGCGGCGGCGCUCAACGCCGUGCAGAGGAUGGAGUGGCAGCUCAAGGUGCAGGAGCUGGACCCCGCCGGGCACAAGUCCCUCUGCGUCAACGAGGUGCCGUCCUUCUACGUGCCGAUGGUGGACGUCAACGACGACUUCGUGCUGCUGCCCGCGUGACAGUGACUCUGCCGCAUGCAGGCUGUCCGGCAUCACCUCUCAAAAAGACAUCCAACAGACCGUAUGGUAAGGGCUAGCCAGUUUGAAAAAAGGAAUUAUUCUUUCUUGAGGAAAAACAAAAACAAAAUCUAUAUUAUAUAUAAAAAUGAAAACAAACAAAAAAAAAAAAACUUGUUUAUGAUUCCCUCCUACGAGAGGAGGCAGUAUCUUUUUACCGGGAAAACACAACUUGCACUUUCAUCCUACAAGUUUUUAAUGCCUUUUCUUUGAGGCUUAGACCCCUCUGUUUGAUUUUAUUUUCCCCUUCUUUUCAUUUUUUUGGAAAAGGAGUUCAUUAAGAGAUUUUGUUCCUUUACUUUUGGUUCCCUUAAAAAAUAAGAUGUUGAUGAUGAUGAUGAAACUGAGGUGGGGGACAGUCCUUGGUGUGCGUGUACAUCAGAACCAUGGCCAGGGUGAGAGAGCGGGGGCUGGGCUGUGCGCUCACUGACCCGCAGUGGCGCCCCCCUGCCCCGCCCCGCCCCGAACCGCAGCCCAUGCUACACUGCAUGGCGGGAAUCCAGGGCUCAGACAGCGGGCCCCCCGCGGCCAGGGGGCGGCGGUGUGCGGGCGGCCCGGCGGCCAGACAGCAGGACCCCAGCUCUGACGGGACAGUGCGGCCGUAGGACUGGGGGUGCGGGGGUUGCGGGUUCGCAUCUGGAGCGAGAAAGAGGCCGCACCCUCAGCUACGCGGCGUCGGACUGAGAGGGGCGGAGAGGGAGACGGGAUCUCGCGCUCGACCUGCAGGAUCAAUCAGCCGCUACCGUUCACUGCAAACAACUGCACAAGGAGGGGGGAGAGGUGGGGGAGGGGCGGGGGGGGGGGCGGGGGAGGGGGAGGGGGAGGGCGGAGACACAGGAAUGUUGACAUUCAGGAGGCAAAGACUUUGAGAAGUGUUUUAUGAAAAUAUUCUUUUUUUUAUUUUUUAUUUGUUUUUCUUUACUUGGGCAUUUCAUUGUUUUCUCUUUUUCUGAGAAAGUGACUUGAAACACUACAGAGCCAAUAUUAGUUUAAAGGAAAAAAAGAAAAUUGAAAAAAAAAAAAUUGUAUCCCGUAAAUUCUGUACAGUUUUUUAUAUACGUUAAACAAUGUAUUCUCGCUGCCUUCUAGAUAAUUUAUUUUGCCACACAUUACUGCACAGUUGUAAAUAAGGUAUGUACUGUAACAUCACUCUCAGUUAGGUGUAAAAAAAAGAGAAAAAAAGGAAAAAAAAAAGAAGAAAAUGAUCUUUGUAUGUACAGAUUAUUCUGGGGCAAUGCUUUUCCCUCGCAAAACAAUGGGCCAAAAUGUGUUCACGUUUUCAGUAUUUUAAAGACCGUCUCCCAUUCAGGUCCACUGUUCUCUUCUGGCCUCGAUCAGAGCCAGGUAGUACCAUCACGACCAGAGAACAUCUACAUCUAACGUUGGAAAAGCCUUCCUUUUUAAAACCUUCCUCCAGACUAUUACAAGUCCACCACAAUCUUAACCGCUUGAUGUAGCAUAAUGGUUAUUAAAUUGUUCAAUGAAUAAUAAAGGUAUAUUAUGUUUUGCAUUAUUACAGAAUUAUCUUACAGAAAGAUUUAACCAAGAAAAUGCCUUUAUACAGUAUAUUUUUAAUUUACCUUGCGCAAGUACAAUUAAGGUACACCGGACAAAAGAUUACUUCAGAUAAUGUAGGAACACGCACACUCUUUGAUCUACCUUCAGAGUCAAUAGAAAUGUCAUAAAUUUAAGAGUCCACUGCAUCAUAAUAUUUAUGUACGUGUAUAACUGUGGCAUUGUAAUGGUCAAAGCAUCCGAGUCUGAGCUUGUGAAUUAAUCAGUGGGUCUAUACACAGAAUAUAUGUCGGAUUAGUGGUUGUAAUUUUCACAAGGGAUGUCUUAACUUGACUGUUUUUUUUUUUUUUUGUUUUUUUUAUCACUGAAAAUUGUGGGGUUUUUAAACUUUUGUUACAGCUUUUCAUUGAGAUGUUCUAGAAAUAUAUUUUGGCCAAUAUACAUUUUAGUAAAAACACUUUCAUACACUGUCCAAUGGAGAGUAGUGGGAUAGAAUCCCAUUUUUAGAUUCACCUCUUUGGCAGCUGUAGAACAAAUACAGAAAGGUUUAAUACACAGUCUGACCCGUUCAAAACUUUUUUCUUCUUUUUUUUUUUGAGUCGUAAUAAUUUAGUUAAUUUUAGCUGCUUUGAGUGUGCUGCCCUGAAGUUCUUGUUCUGUAUCUAAAUCUCAGUUUUGUCUGUUCUGUAUUGUUUUUGUUUGGGAUCUUAAUGGUUUCUCCCAUUCUGAGUAGUUUUAGGAAAGUACAGUUGCAUCUUGCUAUGUCAUUUUCAACACGGCCACAAGGUGGAGCUAAAAACAUUUAUCUUCACGGAAAUGGAACACAACCAGCCCAGUUGUUACAGGCCUUUUAAUUUUUUCCUUUUAAUAUAUAUAUAUAUUUUUUUAAUCCAAACUCCUGGGUUACCAUUCAUCUGCAAGUUUGUUGUUAAAGGUGUAGAAAAAAGGAGAACAGACAGUUUUACCUUUACCCUGUUACCUUGGCCAUUUGAUUGAUAGUAAUUGUACCCAUUUUAUUUCAGAUGGUUUAUUUGAUUGUUAUUGGGUUUGGUUUUAAUUAUUGUUAGUUUCCAGUCUUGCAUUGUUAAAUUGUUCUGUCUACGUGUCGCAUGCUCACGCAUCCAUUUUAUUCUGGGGCUCUGUCGGAACCCACUUUUUUAACAGAUCGUCAGUGGUAUUGUCCUUGGUUUUAAAUGUAGACUCUGUAAUCUCUUACAGAAACACAGCCAAUUAUUGUCAGAAUUGCUCAUGUACUACUGUGGAACCCUAAUAUCUACAUGCAGAAAGGAAAGAUCUCUUAUCUUUCUAUCGGUAAGAUUAGAAUUAAAACUGCAUUAAUUGCCGUUUAUUUUUGUGUUUAAAUGCAGCCUUUUUACAAACGAUUUUAACAGACUUACUUUUACCAAACUGACUACCUGUACUUUGGUGUCAGCAUUUGUUAAUUUAUUGGAAGAUCUUGUUUGUAAAAUCAGAAACUGCAUAAUUUCAUAUAUUGUACACAAUGUGUGUGGUAAGGGUGCAAAAUUAAUUACACAAACAGAACAAUUCAUAAAUGCACCAACUGUAACUUCAUAGCAAAAAGCAAAUAACAUCAUACAUACAGGUAUCUCUCACUAUUAUUUUGUUUCCACUGCAGGUGUCAGUGUGAGUGUCAGAAUUACGAUGAUUUAAACGCGUAUGCAGUUGAUCUUAGUCGCAAAUUGCGUACUUAAAUUAUGGAAAAGUGCAUUUGAGAGAUUUCUGUACAGUUGGGCAUUUUAAAGUCGGUUAUUUGAACAUUUGGUCAUGCUUUCUGUAUGAAGAAUAAUCGCGUCGCGUUCUUAAUCGCAGUGCUUUUCAGCAGAAUGGGCACGUUCACAGAGUCCUGCGUCCUUUACGGUCGUUUUCGCGUUUCAUGUAUACACGUCCUUUGUCGCUUCCAUAUUUUGUAUCAUGCCUUUAAGUCCUUUGCUUUACCUUUGUUUUUAAAAUCAAUCAAGGCUUGAAAUUGUGAAGGUUGAUGUUGGGGGAUUCCUUAUUGAACCCAGUGAGUGGAAUUAGUGCAGACAGACAUAACUGAACCAUUUAUUUUAUUUUAUUUUAUUUUAUUUUAUUUGUGUUUGCGUAAUGCCGAUGCUGCUUGCCAUAGUUCCCCGGCGUGGGUAGCCUGAGUAAACGUGCGCACCUACUGAGUUAUUUGGUAAAGGAUUUAUUGCGAAUCUCACAGAUCCUUCCCCUGUCCUGCCUCAGGGUUGUUGUCCUAAAACACAGACACAUUAAUAAGCUAUCCGCCUGCUAACUGUACUAAAACAAGGCACCGUCCUCUCAUGACUAUCAGUUCCAGCAUAAAAAUCCACAUUUGAGCUGCUUGUUAAUUCAGGCUGUUCCUUUUCUGAUUAAGUCAACCCUCCCCCCAACCCCAACCUCCUGUGCAGUUAAGCGCUUAGAAAUUCAACAGACGUUGCAUUCUUGAAGUUACCUCUACUGUUCACGAUGUUUUUUUCUCUCUCUCUGACAUAAACCGGACAGAUUCGAUUGUUAAUGUAAGUGAAAUCACAAUUUCAAGCCUUUUUUCAAAGUGCAUCUUCCACACUAUCCUCAACCAGACAGUAGCUGUUCUGAAAAAAUGAAACCGAUCACAAAGCAUGGAGAAGAGCUACUCUUUAAAUGGUGAAAAAAAAAAUACAAAAAAAAUAAAAAUACUAUUUAUUAUCUUUUCUGACACCUGUGGUAUGUUGGAGUGAAGGUCUCUGCUGUGUAAAUUUCCCUCUUGUAGUGCGUAAAGUGAGACAUUGUAUAUAGAUGUAAAUACCUCCCAGGAUGUUUUGAAACCUUCUCUUUGUACUAGGUUAAACUUGCAUAGAUUGUGGGGUUCCAACAGUGAGAAGGUUAACUCGCUGCUGGUAAUGUAAGUGUAUUUUUUUUCUUUCUUUUUUUUCCUCUUUUUUUUGUACAAUGUAGUUGAAUUGUGUACAUAUUGUUUGAGCAGCUAGUCAGUGGGGGAUUUGUUGAUGCCGUUGUCAGUACUGUCAAAGAUCCAGCACUGUCACCUCUCGCUGUGUUGAUAUCCUGCAAAACAAACAAAACGAGUAAAAAAAAAAAAAAAAUACAAAAUACAUUUUAAAAAACUUAAAAUGAGAGUAAGUAAAAUUAAAAAUUAAAAAAAUUGGAAAAAAAAAUAUUUUCUACAGUUGCAUGUACAGAGAGCGCGAGAAAUGCUGUUUGUCCCUCAGAGAUUAUGUUCGUAAAUAAAUUUUAAAAAUACA
This is a messenger RNA of Anguilla rostrata (American eel), 13931 nucleotides long. It is a transcript of the gene ankrd11, whose product is annotated as ankyrin repeat domain 11. The transcript is spliced from 13 exons. Lineage: Eukaryota; Metazoa; Chordata; Actinopteri; Anguilliformes; Anguillidae. Gene Ontology annotation, molecular function: protein binding. Gene Ontology annotation, biological process: anatomical structure morphogenesis. The record is from RefSeq and is a predicted model, not a curated record. Bases 508 to 9114 code for a protein of 2868 amino acids.